Puccinia graminis f. sp. tritici CRL 75-36-700-3 is the source of this 1290-nucleotide messenger RNA. RefSeq names its product 3-deoxy-7-phosphoheptulonate synthase. Bases 169 to 1290 code for a protein of 373 amino acids. Gene Ontology annotation, molecular function: 3-deoxy-7-phosphoheptulonate synthase activity. Gene Ontology annotation, cellular component: cytoplasm. The transcript is spliced from 7 exons. The record is from RefSeq and is a predicted model, not a curated record. Gene Ontology annotation, biological process: aromatic amino acid biosynthetic process. NCBI's taxonomy places the organism in Eukaryota, Fungi, Basidiomycota, Pucciniomycetes, Pucciniales, Pucciniaceae.
CAUACUCGAUCUGGAACAAAUACUGCUUCCCGAUCGGACCAGACCACAUUACACGACUACUGUAAAACACCCCCACCUUCCACAAGUCACCCUCCUUCCAGGCUCCCCAAGAAACAUAUUUAUAUCCUCCCCAGUCCACCCUUCAUCCAGCCGUAACCCACUCUCACGAUGUCUGCUUCUAGUUCCCCCAACAUGAACGAAUCCGAGCCGAACGAUGUCCGAGUUGAAGGCUACGAGCCGUUGAUUUCGCCACUCUUACUGCGCUCUGAAGUCCCGGUCAGUUCACGCUCUUGGAGUACGAUCCGCCAGGCCAGACGGGCUUGCGCAAAGGUCAUCUCCCAUCGGGACGACCGUUUAAUCGUCAUCGUCGGCCCAUGCUCAAUUCAUGAUACCGAACAAGCUCUGGAAUAUGCUAAGAUGCUCGCACCUCUUAUGUCUGAGCUACCAGACCUAGUGAUCGUCAUGCGAUCAUACUUUGAGAAACCCCGGACAAUAGUCGGUUGGAAAGGCUUGAUCAACGAUCCUGAUCUCGACGGAUCUUUCAAAAUCAAUAAAGGGAUGCGCAAAGCCAGACAAUUACUUAGUGAUCUAACCGAUCUUGGCGUCCCCGUUGGAGUCGAGUUAUUGGAUACUAUCAGUCCACAAUUCCUAUCGGAUUUGAUAUCAUGGGGAGCGAUAGGAGCGCGGACGACUGAAUCGCAACUACACCGAGAGCUAGCCUCGGGGACGUCGCAUCCGAUCGGGUUCAAGAACGGGACGGAUGGCGGGGUGAGUGUGGCGAUCGAUGCGAUGCGCUCGGCCAACUGUCCCCACUCCUUCCUCGGCGUCAACGACCAAGGCCUGGCCAGCAUCGUCAAAACCUCCGGGAACGUCGACGUCCAUGUGAUCCUCAGAGGCGGCGGCUCCAAACCAAACUAUGAUCCCGAAUCCGUCAGACUCGUCCGCGAAGCUAUCACCAAAGCUCGGCCUGAUACUCCGCCUGCUAUCAUGAUCGAUUGCUCUCAUGGCAAUUCCCUCAAGGACCAUCGAAAUCAACCUAAGGUAGUCGCCGAGAUUUGCACCCAAUUGAAAGCCGGUGAUCGGUCGAUUGUCGGGGUGAUGAUCGAAUCCCACAUCAACGAAGGUCGUCAAAAUAUCCCUGCCGAAGGGCCGAGUGGAUUAAAACAUGGUGUCUCAAUCACCGACGCUUGUAUCGACUUCCAGACCACCGUCAAGGCCCUCAAAGACCUACAAGCCGCCGUCCUUGCUCGUCGGAACUUGGGAACCCUUAACGGCACUACCACUCAUUAA